CUGUUUUUAAUUUCAUUUAAUUUUAUUUCGUUUUAAGUCCCCGCCAAAGUCCCGUCGGUGGGGCCGCGGCCCGCGCACCACGUGGCUCCCCACGUGUGAGGCGCUGCCGGAGACGCAGGGUCGAGGUGUCGCAACUGUUUGCUCCGACCACAGGCACGGGUGGCCUGCUCCAAAUCCAAAUGUGACCUAUAAAUGGAUAGGAAAAACAGCCUGUGCCAUCUGCACGUCGCGGGCUGUGGGGCGGCCUUUUAUUUGAGUUCCUGUCGGGCGUAGUUCUCAAGUAACCGCUGUUACUCAUAUAGGACCCAGCAUUGUCAUAUUUAAUAGCGGGUUUUGUUUUCCUGUAAGCACCUAUUGUGAUCCCAUUUCCACGCAGCUCUAGGGUUGCGUAGUCCGUGUUCUCUUCCUCAGUGCAGACUUGCCUGGAGAGGCAAUCCUGCCUCUGUGCUCCGAGGGAAGAGGCUAAAUGAGUUCACUGGGGCUGUGCAACAACCCCGCGUGUUACAGGUUUAACCUGCCUGUUAAACAGAUCUUGCUAAAGUCUGGGCGGAAUUUUAUGUUAAAAGCUUCACACGUUGCUCCUGUUGUUUACUUUUUUUAAAUUUUAAAAGUUCGUACAGAUACCAUCUUCCAUUAUAUUUUUUACGGCUAAAAUGUGCGUGUUUGGUACAUGUGGUUUCUCCCACUCCACAUAUGGGUAGGCAAAAAGUGCUGCAGAGUCACUUUUGGAUGAACUUUAUUUCUCUUCCUGGUUUGUGUUAACAGAGCUAUGCAAGAAUUACCCGUGUAAUCGAAGUCAGGAUGUCCUUUUGUCCUGGCUUCUGGCCCCUCAGCUCUCGAGUUAAUGUUCAUCGGUGCUGGGUCAGCCUGGCUGUGCAGUGCAGGGGGGUCCCACGUGGAGCAGAGGGCUUGUCUUUCCGCUUCUGCAGGUUCUCCUGACGUUUCAAGCUGAUUUCUUUCUGAAUUGGGGUAAUGUUGUCUGGUGGUCAAAAUACUUUUGUAUCUCAUCCUAGUGAGGACAAAAGUGGGAGCAUCACUAACUCUGCUGUAGCAGGAUUUUAGGUUACAGAUGUGGAAAUUCAGCUUUGGUGACAGUCGUGUUCGAGAAUUCCUAGCCUUGCUAGUGAAAUAAAACCUCCUUUAAAAUGAGUAGUACUUGGAGUUCUGUGUUGCACCUAAAUGCUAGCUCUUAGGUUAGCAGGCCUUUCUGCUGUUGAGUGCUUUGAGGAAGGCAGAGCUGUGCCCCCUGUCACAUUGGGGUUUGCCAUACUCGGGCUGCCUUGCCCCAGUCAGGGGUGGUGCUGUAGGUUGGUCACCAAGGGCCUGGAAAGGAGCUGCUGAUUUCUCAAUGUUUGCCUCUGGCAGACCUGACUUGCUGAAGGGCUCUGACAUGUGCUGGCUCUGGCAGUGGCUUUUAUCUGCUCUGUGCUCUGAUUGAAGGGUGAAGUCCUGCUGAUACUGACUGCGGGCUGUGCUUGCAGGGUGAAAGAAGCACCUGGGAAACUCAGUGAAGAGUCAGCCCUGCUGUACAGGGCUGUUAAAUGCUAAGGAACUGCUGAUAUUCAGAAGAAUUGUCACUAAUCUUGGGGUUGAAGUUCAGCUUCCUUUUUACUAUGAGGAGCCCAAGUCAGUUGUAUUUUUGUUCGUUAAAACAACAUCUUCCCUGGAGGGCAUCGAGGCUGAAAGCCAUAAAAUAAGGAGUGUUGAAGUGGAGCUUAGUGCCAUUUCUAUUCAUCAUAAGCUCUAGGUGGGCUGCUAAAACGGAUACUGCUGAAUCUUGUGUGUGAGACCUGGAGGUUAAUAGCACCUCUCCUGUUCUAGGGGUUUUGAGUCUGUAUUAACUGUGAAGCCCCAGAAAGACCCAGUCUUCCCCUUCAGAGUUUGAUAUAAAGAACUUCUAGUAUCAAAGGUUUCUUACAUCACUACAAGAAACAAAAAAACUUUGAAGUUUGGUGCUUGGUUUGCCCUCAGAAGCUUCUGAUCUGACCUAGGAAAGCACUGUGAGCUGUUCUCAGCCCUGCUCUUUAGCAGUAGGGCCGUCACAGAGAACAAGGUCUAAAAUUCAGUCUUAAUAACGUUGUGGCUUCAAACUGCAGUUGCAGAGCUCUGUAGCAGGAGUUGAGGUAAAUUACUGCCUUCUCUCUUUCUGGGAAGGUACAGAAGCACAAUUAGACCUGUGUUUUUGACAAGUUUUCCAAUCUUAUUCUGUGAGGCAGUGCCUUACUAUAUCCUGCAGAAUUUGACCUGUCUCAGAAAUGGUACAUGAGGCCACAGUUGUAAUUUGUUUUCCAUUACUGCUUUUCCUGCCCCGGUGAGGUAAAAAUCUCGCUCUGGUAUGUGAGGGGGGUGGGGCCGAUGACACAUGGACAGACAGGACAGGCUGCUUUGUGAAACACAUCUGAGCUGGGCACAGCACUGAGAGCUGCGACUGAAAAGUUUCCAAGCAGACUUAAGUAGCUUUCUUGCAGAAGGCUUACUUAAGGUGGCCUUGAUAGAUAAAAGGAACUGCUGGAAACUUGCCUGUGAUGACAAAAUGGAAGAGUAUUGACUAAUAGAGGAGCGUUUGAACUUGGGUGGUUUUUAGUGCACUCAUUUUUUUUCUCUUGGAAGUGAAGCUGCAAUGGUGUCCAAAGUGCUUGGAGGCUGUCCAUUUAAGGACUUGUCUUCUGAACCAACCUUUUCUGGGUAUUACUCCUUCAAGGUGGCUGUUGGCUUCCUCUGGAAACUGAAUCCUUAUGGUUCACACUGCUGGGCAAUUCUGUCCGGGGGAAGGCUUUUAGAAGGUGGGGCAAGGAAAACCAGUGUCAGCUGCAGCCACGUCUGGCUACUGAACAUGUGCUGAGGUUCAGAGCCUUUACAGGCAGAAUGCAGAACUAAACAUGGAAAUACCAGGGGAAGAAAAACCUCAGGCAAACUCUUGGGUACUUGGAUGUGCUGAAGAUCUCUGAAGAUAGAGGAGUGUGCUUUGUAAUCACACUUGUAUGGCAGCUGAAACCUUCCAGUACCUCUGAGUUCAGGGGAAAAAGGGGCCUCUGGAGAUAAAGGUUUCUAAAUGAAUCUCCAAUAGUCUCAAAGGAUGAUUGCAGAGACUGUUGACUUUAGAUUUCUUACUCAGUUGGUGUAAUCUUUGCCAUUUUGCUGAGAGAAAGAGAAAAGGAGACUUCAGGUUUUCCUUGUGAAGGGGCAGUUAUAAAGGAAGGAACUCUGAAGCAGAUGUACAACUUUGAGACUCCUUAGGGCAGUGAGUGGUGAGCUUCUGUCCCUGGUGCAGGUCCUGCCCCGGACUGGCAGAUGGACAGCCUGGAGGUAGGCUGCCAUUGGCCCUGGUAUCAGAACUCCUCCCCUGUGCAUCUGAAGCAGGGCUGGCUCACCUGUUAGGCAUUUCUCUCUUGCCAUGUGUUUAAGCUGACUGGUUCUGUGGGGAGCUGCCAGCAGGAUCCAGUGCUGGGUCACUGUGCCAUAGUCUCGGGUUCAUGGAGUGAGGUCUGGUAGUUAAUGCCUGUUAAGAUGUGCUGCAGCUGCUGCCAUGCUGGUUUGCUGUCUAUAACAGAUCAUAUGUUGCCAUUUGAUAAUGUUUUCACGUGAACACUUUCCGGAAGAGUUGUGAGUGAAGAGUAUAUAUGUCAGAGACCCCCAUCUCGUCCCUCUUGAAAAUUAGAAACAGCAUCAAGUAUUGUGCCUGAGCCCAGCUCUUGCAGUUGGCUUUGCCUGUGUUUUGCCUGUUGUGCAGUGUCAACAUGGUUGCUAUGAACACAGGCGUAAACAAUGGCCCAGUGAGUGCCAGCUGCUGCCACCACAGCGGGCAGUGCUGGGCUGGCUGUCCUCAGGAGCCCCUUGGGACCCUUGGGCACUGACACGGAGCAGAGAAGACUGGGUUAGCUGGAAAAUCAGGGGUAUCUCUUCAGUGCUUGGACAGCCAGUUGGUUUAGUCUUGUUUGGAUCUGUUUGAGAUCCUACUGCACCCUUUCAUUGCAGAACUUAAUUUUAAGGGCAGAUAUCAUCAUCUGGUCCAGCUGGAAGUUAGAGCCAUAUACUGUGGUUGGAAGAAUCACUUGAGUGCUGAAGACCAUCGGAGAGAGGAUCUGUUUUGAGGGAGGAGUGGAUAAAAAGCCAGAGUAACUUUGGUAAACGUUAGGGUAGAGGUAACUAAAAUUCAUGUUUAGAUACAUGCUCUCCAUUUAAGAGCUAAAUGUCAGGAUGCUAAUUCUGGUUCCUUCUUGAGGUCAUGUGUCAUUGUGCUGCUCCUGUAGUGACUUUUGUCAAGACUCUGCCCCCGACUGCUGCUGUAAUCUGGGAUGCUGGAUGGUCUGGGAGGAGGAGUGUUCUGUAAUGAAUAUGAACUGUAGGGUUACGGGGGAUUAUCGUGAUGAGGGGUCAGGUAAAUUGCUAAACAUACCACGUAACAAUUGUACUUCUGUUGGGUUAAAAUAAUGAAUUGGGAGAUGGCUUGUGAGGUGUUUAAACUUCAGGAGACUUCAUCAAAACAAUGCUUGACAUGCAUAUUUUUACACUAGUGUACUUUAAACUUCAAACAUACUUUAAAAACCACUCCAGUUUAAAUGUGUGCCUUCCUGUUCUGCUGUAGCUAUGGAAGUGUUGUGCAAGUGUCCCACAGCUCGAGGGAGGUGUGGCUGUGUGUUUGCCUUGCCCCAUCCUGCCCACGGCCUCCGUGGGCUGUGCAGGCUGGCUCUGCUCGCCUCCAUUUGCCGGUUGGGGUUGUGCUGUAGGACAGGCCUGUCUGUCUGUUGCUUCCAGAGCAUUCUAAGGAUGUUUUCCAAGUCAGCCCUUUUACAUAUCUGGCAAGAGUCUGCUGUCCUUUGGGAAGCCUGAUGUCUUAAAACAUUUUCUUUCAUGUGAACCUGGGAGUGGAAUAUGCAGCCUGAGCUGUAGGUUAAUUACAAAUUGUAAUUAUUGUUUUUCUAACUGUUAGUUAGGUUGUAAAGGACAUUGGGCUGAUGUGUUCUUUAAUGCUGCCUAUUCUUAACACUGAGCUUCUAGAGUGAAGCUUGAUUAGUCAGUAAAGGUAGUAGCUGCUAGGCAGACUGUAAAAGAAGGUGUAACAACUGGUAGAGUUAAAUAGCUGCUUUUGAUUUUAACUCACAGGGUUGAGGAGGAAAGUUUUACUGAAAGAGAGAUCAACAUUAAGGCUGGUAAUACAGUAGUUAAAGGGCUUUACUUUUUCCCUCUCCCCAAGUAUUUUAUAAGUUCUUGAAGUGAAGGUUGGCUACAAAAGGGAGUGAGAGGGAAAGUUACAUAGCACAGUUUCUUUGUUCUAAGUUGCCUUACUUCAAGCAAAGUAGUUUCACAGCAGCUUCAGUAGUCAUGAUCAGAUACUGCAGAGAAGUGUUGAGUUAGCCAUGAGUCUGUUGGGUUUGCAUUGCUUUGCUGGGGGUGGGAAACCUCUGAGUCUGUCAUUUCAGUGUGGCCUUUGGCUGGGGGAGGAGAAGGUGUUUUAAAAUGUUCUUCUUGCUCAGACAGGUGAUCUGCAGCCAUGAGCAGCAACGAGUGCUUCAAGUGUGGCCGUAGCGGCCACUGGGCCCGGGAGUGCCCGUCUGGCAUCGGCCGUGGCCGUGGCAUGAGGAGCCGUGGCAGAGCAGGCUUCCAGUUCAUGUCCUCCUCUCUGCCGGAUAUCUGUUACCGCUGUGGAGAGUCUGGCCACCUGGCCAAGGACUGUGAUCUCCAGGAGGAUGCCUGCUAUAACUGCGGAAGAAGUGGCCACAUUGCGAAGGACUGCAAGGAGCCCAAGCGGGAGCGGGAGCAGUGCUGCUACAACUGCGGCAAGCCCGGCCACCUGGCCCGUGACUGCGACCACGCCGACGAGCAGAAGUGCUACUCCUGUGGGGAGUUCGGCCACAUUCAGAAAGACUGCACCAAAGUGAAAUGCUACAGGUGUGGUGAAACUGGCCACGUAGCCAUCAACUGCAGCAAGACCAGCGAAGUCAACUGCUACCGCUGCGGCGAGUCAGGGCACCUUGCACGGGAAUGCACAAUUGAAGCUACAGCCUAAUUAUUUUCCUUUGUCGCCCCUCCUUUUUCUGAUUGAUGGUUGUAUUAUUUUUCUCUGAAUCCUCUUCACUGGCCAAAGGUUGGCAGAUAGAGGCUACUCCCAGGCCAGUGAGCUUUACUUGCCGUGUAAAAGGAGGAAAGGGGUGGAAAAAUCAACUUUCUGCAUUUAACUACAAAAAUGUUUAUGUUUAGUUUGGUAGAGGUGUUAUGUAUAAUGCUUUGUUAAAGAACCCCCUUUCCGUGCCACUGGUGAAUAGGGAUUGAUGAGUGGGAAGAGUUGAGUCAGACCAGCAAAAACCCUCUCUGGGUUACAGGGAAGUGAUCCUAUGCAGGAGGAAAGAAAUUCUGGAAGUGUCUAAACUUCCUCAUAACUUUUAUUUUAUUACAAUGGCCUUGGAUUGUCUGACCUCAGUAGCUGUUAACACCAAGUGAUAUCUGCAUCAGGCCCUACCUAGAGCAUAUAGCUGAGUGGGAGUAAACAAACAAGAUGCACAUGCCUGUUAAUGGCCAUGAGAGAGAGAGAGAAAUCUGAAAUCAAUCUUAAAAGUAACAGUAAUUCAGUCAGUGAAUGUUCAUGUUGGAGAUACAGAACGUAAUGGGAAGCUUUUGAAUAAAUAUCUCAAAGUCAAUCUGAAACCCAGACAUCAGUGCUCAUAGCAUAUACAAUUUGGAGCUAUUCAGGAGUUGCAAAUAAAUGCAUUUUCACAGAAAUCAAGAUGUUAUUUUUGUAUACUAUAUCACUUAGACAACUGAGUUUCAUUUGCUUGUAAUCAGUUUUUAAAGUAAGAUGGUAAGAGCAAUUGAAGUCCUAGAACAUAGAAAAUGUAAUUUUAAACUAUCAAUAAAGCUGGAGGAGGAAGGGGAGUUUGGCUAAAGUUCCUUUUGUUUAUUUUUGGUUUUCCUGUACACAGUGCAAAAUAACAUAUUAAAAAGGGGUAUGUGGAGGUUCA
This is a messenger RNA of Myiozetetes cayanensis, 6956 nucleotides long. It is a transcript of the gene CNBP, whose product is annotated as CCHC-type zinc finger nucleic acid binding protein. Gene Ontology annotation, cellular component: cytoplasm. Gene Ontology annotation, molecular function: single-stranded RNA binding; translation regulator activity; mRNA binding. NCBI's taxonomy places the organism in Eukaryota, Metazoa, Chordata, Aves, Passeriformes, Tyrannidae. Gene Ontology annotation, biological process: positive regulation of cytoplasmic translation. The coding region runs from base 5492 to 6007 and encodes 171 amino acids. The record is from RefSeq and is a predicted model, not a curated record. The transcript has 4 exons.